Messenger RNA from Pseudovirgaria hyperparasitica, 2334 nucleotides. RefSeq lists its product as uncharacterized. The record is from RefSeq and is a predicted model, not a curated record. NCBI's taxonomy places the organism in Eukaryota, Fungi, Ascomycota, Dothideomycetes, Acrospermales, Acrospermaceae. The transcript has 2 exons. The coding region runs from base 1 to 2334 and encodes 777 amino acids.
AUGUCGAAACAGCCGACCGAUUACGAGAAGCUUUAUCACGAGGAAAAAAUUCGACGUGAAGAGGAGCAGCGCCGACGUGAGGAGGCAGAACGCGCACAGAAAGAGGCACAACGCGUACAGAAAGAGGCAGAACACGCUCAGAAGGAAGAACAACGUCGACGGGAAGAUGCGGAGAGCGCUCGAAAUGAAGCAGAACACGCUCGUAGAGAUGCCGAAGAACAAACCCGCAAAACAUCACUGCCUGAAUUCCUCCACCACUGUCACCAUCACCUCUCCCUUGGUCUCACUGUCCAAACCGACGCUACGCAGUCUACUCAAGGCGAUCCGAGCAAUGCGGACCGUAAACCUCGUCCCGAUUACAUUCGCGCUUGGGAAGACUUCGGGGAACCGCAGGAAGCUAUCUGGGCAGACUUGAUGGAGUCUAAUUUCGUGACUAGGCGGCAGUUCUCAUCGAUACAAUAUAUGCAAGAGACGGGCGAAAAUGUUAGCAAGAGGCUACUGGGCUCGGAGAUGGAUCUUAACUACUUCCAACGUACCACUGUCGAAGACCCCGUCUCUGCUGUUAUCACCAUGCUAUUCGACGAUACCGCACUUCGCGAGAAACUUGGACUGAAGGGCUCUGUCAGAUUUGAAAAUCAUGGCAACACCCUGAGCCCCGAAAGCGCAAUUCAGGAUGGUGUACAGCAGUUGAGCAUAUCACGCGGCCGGCGACGGUCGCCACGUUUGCAGGAACGCGAGAUCGCGCAGCGCUCAGAAUCUGCCACUAUCGCGCUACCUGACAAUGCUACCAAGUCGUCGCGUCCUCGUGCAGACCAGUUCUGUGUCUACAGUGUGUCGGAUGACUCGCAAGACGCACCUCAACGCAUCCCAGCCUUCCUCAUCGAAUACAAAGCCCCCCACAAGCUUUCUCCCGGUACUAUUUACGAGGGUUUAAAAGAGAUGGACAUAGACACAAUUGUGCAGGUGCGCGAUGACGAAGAUAUGAAGACAAAGUAUCGCCGUCUGAUUGCAGCUGUCAUCACACAGCCAUUCUCCUACAUGGUGAAAGCAGGACUGGAGUAUGGUGUGGUGUGUACUGGUGAAGCCUACAUAUUUUUGCGUGUUGGCGAAGAUCCUCGCACCGUGUACUAUUUUCUCUCAGUACCAAAUGGGGAUGUGGGACCGGAUACCGGAUGGACUCCCGGGCUGAAUCAAACCAACCGCUUGCAUCUGACUGCCGUGGGCCAAAUGCUUGCGUUCACUCUUCUCGCGAUGCGUGGCAGACCUCGGGCCCAACAGUGGAGGGACAGGGCCCUGGCUCAGCUGAAGACUUGGCAGGUUGAAUACAAUGAGUUGCUCGAAGAGCUUCCAACUCCUGAAAGAGAUACAUCCGAUUACAGACCCCGGUCGGACAUCCCAUAUUUUCGCGAUACACCCAUCCAACUUCGACGGCGGAAGCCUUCGCCGAACUGUUCCCCACGCAAGGAAAGGAGCAGUAGUGAUAGCGAGUCUGACCCAGACACGCCUUCACGAUCGACUCAGCGACCUAUGCCUCGAAACCCAAAGACGAAAACGAAGAACCCGACGAAACGGUCCGUUGGACGUGCUGCAGCCUCUGAUGCAGAAGGUCAGAAAAGAUCGUACUGCACACAGGGCUGUCUUCGAGGCUUGCUGGAUGGCGGACCUCUGGACCGAGCCUGCCCGAACUUUCAAGAUCAUGGUACGCUCAAGCACCAGAUCGAUCGGGCCACGUUUCUCCAGCUCAUGCAAGAACAGCUAGCGAACGAUAUGGACCACGAUGUGGAGUGUUUGCGAGUGCAUGGAUCCCGUGGUGUACUCUUCCGCGUCCGCUUGUCGUCGCAUGGAUACACUGUUGCCGCGAAAGGGACUCCUGCGUGUUUCGUACAACACCUUCGGCACGAAGCUGAUGUGUAUGAGCGGUUACGCCCUAUUCAGGGACAGUCUGUGCCAGUACAUCUUGGAAAUAUUGACCUGCCACGUCCAUACUAUUACGAUGGCAUUGCUGAGCUCGUUCACAUAAUGUUCAUGAGUCAUGGUGGUAGACCCAUUGCAAAGUAUAUCACCCCAAAAAAUAGAGCCUUGCUAUCACAGCAGACAGAGUGUGCCUUUACAGCGAUCCACAAUCUGGCAGUAUUGCACAAGGAUCCCAUGCCGCGGAACCUGCUGUGGAGCGCCGAGACCCAGCAGGUGUUGGUCAUCGAUUUUGAGAGAGCGCAGUUGCCACCGAUGCGGCCAGUGCUGGGUGUUUUAUCUCCAAACCGGAAGAGAAAGCGACUGUGCGAUAUUAAGUCCAAGUCUGAUGUGAAUGGAGGGCAUGUUCUACUUAUGUAUUGA